GCGCCUCCACGAAGAAGCGUUCAAACCGUCGUUUGACGUUUGCCAUGGCAACGGAUUUUCGUUGUUUAUGGACGCCGGCGGCUUUGCUGACUUCUCGCAGUUGUAUCCCAUCAAGGAUGAGCGGCACAACACGCAGCGGCCUGGUGCCUACGCCCAAGCGACAGAUCAAAUUUGUCAAAAAGCGCAAAAAUCACCAUGCAGAUUCGCGCAUGCCGUUGAAAUUUGAGGCGCAGCCGAUGCCCCUUUCGCUGCGUCCUUUUGGUGGGCUAUUCAAUCCCUUUGCCAAAGGCUGUUCGGUGCUGUGCAAUCAUCCAGCGCCGCCGGCAGUGAAGGAUGUCAUCAACCAGCUGAAAACGUCGCUGGCCGUUGAGGGCAAGAGUCCAGGGAAAGCGGCAAAGGAGAAGCCGCUUGAGGAGCAACUGCAGCCGCAUGAGGCGGACAACAUACCAGAGGAUCUGUUUCGACGCUAUGCGGAAACCGAUUCCAGACCCAUGACGCCCUCACCAACUGUGACGAGCAUCCAUACGCGAACUAGCGCAGGGUCCUUCUAUCGACGUUGCAUUACGCCGGAGUGGGGCAAGCAUGAGAACAUUCAGCGCAAGAAGAUUAUAUUGGAUCUGCGGCGAUCGCAUUCGCAGGAGACGCUCUACUGGAAACCCAGCUCGGAGCUGACCCAAAGCGGCAUUGAGGAGGGUAAGAAACCAAAGAGUGCGGGCGCCAACGAGGAUAAGAAGGCCCGGCGACAACAGUCCAAUGAGCAACGACCCAAAUCCUCGCUGGCCACAGCCACACUAGCACCUGGCGAGGAUCAACACGCUGAAGUGGAGCCAAAGCCGCACAAGACUUGCAUCAACGAGCACGACAUAAGCGAUGAGGAUGCGCGACGAGGCAAAAAGCGGAAGAAGCUUAAGCCAACGCAGGCUACAACCACAUUUCAUCUAAGCGAGGAUCCGGAGACCCAGGUGGCUACCUUGGGACCCGAUUCCCUGAAUGCCAGCACCAGACCCAGCCUGAUACCCAACUCAGCAGGUCUGCUGGUCAAGGACAAGCGCGAGAUUGACCGGGAACCCAUUUUACUCAAAGGCAGUUUCCUAACCGACGAAGCCUUUCAGGCACUCAAAACGGAUCUUACAGUGGAUUUAAUUGAAAACACCUUUGGCAGAUAUCUCAAUCGAGCUCUACGAGAGGCCAUCAAGUACAUACCGAAGGCAGUGCACAAGCCGGCAGAAGAAGUGGACAAGACAGCUGUUAAUGCGAGCUCCAAAAUGCCACGCAAGUUCUCCAAAUCCGCCACGCGUUUCGAUGUACCCAUGGAUCUGUCCAUGCUCAAGACCAUGACACCUUUGCAUUACCUCAGCAAAUAUGUGUGGGUCUCGCAGCAGCGCAAGCAGCUCUAUAAACGCGUCUUUCUCAAGUACCUCAAUCGCUGCGAGGAGCCGGAAACGGAGCUGGCAUUGGGCAAUGAUGAUGCGCCUCUUAUUGAGUACAAGGAGCGCACAAUGGUGUGGCGCAGUUUGCCUCAGGCUUUGGAGGAUGUUUUAGAGUUUCAUGGCACUGAGAAAAACGUGAAAAAUACACUUAAGCAUUUGGCCUAUCGGCAGGAUGGCAGUGGAAACUUGGAUUUUCGAGCCUGGUGCGGAAUUGUCUCAUUUGCGGAGCGAUUGGCGUUGUCGAAUCCCGCGUGCAGCGACGAUGACUCGUGCGAUGAACUGGAGAAGGCUGACUUUAAUAGCAUGGAGCAGAUUAUUGAUCAGUUUGAAGUGCCCGCUCAUCUACGCGAAAUAUUCAAAAUUAUACGUAAAACACACAAGUUAAAGUAUUAAACACUUUUAAAUAGUUCGCACAAACACACGAGAUUUUAACACUGAAAUUGUCGAUAGGUUUUUCAAUAUUUGCCAUUCACCAAAUACGUCUA
This is a messenger RNA of Drosophila montana, 1915 nucleotides long. RefSeq lists its product as uncharacterized. The coding region runs from base 45 to 1823 and encodes 592 amino acids. NCBI's taxonomy places the organism in Eukaryota, Metazoa, Arthropoda, Insecta, Diptera, Drosophilidae. The record is from RefSeq and is a predicted model, not a curated record. The transcript has 5 exons.